Molecule: messenger RNA, 654 nt
Organism: Sus scrofa (pig)
Lineage: Eukaryota; Metazoa; Chordata; Mammalia; Artiodactyla; Suidae
Source: RefSeq, a predicted model, not a curated record
AUGCCCAGCAUCUUGGUUCUCUUCUCCAGAGGGAUCCCACAGACAAGGGCAGCUUUUGGAAUGAAAUGUUUCCCGGAUGAGGCUGGAUGUAAACUUGUCUUCUGUUUACACAGAGUGGCCAGAGGGGUUUCGAUCAGCACAACCUGCCUUCUGAGUGGCUUCCAGGCCCUUAAGUUUUGUUCCAGAAACUCUUGGUGGAUAGACUUCAGAAUUCAAUGUCUAAAGUCCAUUGGCUUCUGUAGUUUUCUUUUCUGGAUCCUACAACUCGUGGUAAAUGUCUGCGUUCCUAUUAGAAUAACUGGCCCAAGAAGUGGCAAAAACAUAAAUGUUAAGACCUAUUAUGGGUACUGUUCCUCACUCACGCCAGACAAAUUCAUGCGCUUAUCACGUGCAGUUGUGCUGGUUUUGGUUGAUGUUGUAUGUUUGGGCUGUGUGAUAUGGACUCGUGGGUACAUGCUCUUUGUCCUGCACAGGCACAAGCAAAAAGUCCAACACAUUCACAGCAAGACUUUCCCCCAGACCUUCCCACGAGGCCAGAGCUACAUGAUCCUGAGGCGGUCACUUUGGCGGUUUGCUGGGACUGAAGGCCGUUGCCGCAGGCUGGGGAUGGAAGUAACAGACGGUGAUGGCACAAUGAAAGGCUUUGUCCAGUGA